CAACGGAACAUUCCAUGGCCGAUCCAAGCAGCACGUGCACGCCUUCUUCUUCUUCCACGUCGCCGCGGCUCACCACCGGCGUCGUCAACUUCUUGGCGCGCCGUGCCAUGACCACGCACCACCGAGCAGCAGCGGCGGCAGCAGCAGCAUUUCCCCUCCACUCGCCGGGCUCCUCCACCGGCUCCGCCGACUCCGUGCCGUCUACGUGGAGCACCUGCCAGCACCACGCCCCGGCCACGCCGCCUCCGCUGCCGUUCGACACCAGCGACGCCGACGAGAAGCUCCUGCUCAGCAUGCUCUCCCGGCACCAGGGCGCCUCCGCGCACGGGGCAGCGGUGGAGCCGCUGAAGCAGGAGGCCACCGACGCCGCGGUGGACGCCGGGCGCGCGUUCCGCGGCGUGCGGAAGCGGCCAUGGGGCAAGUUCGCGGCGGAGAUCCGGGACUCGACGCGGAACGGGGUCAGGGUGUGGCUGGGCACGUUCGAGAGCCCGGAGGCGGCGGCGCUCGCCUACGACCAGGCGGCCUUCGCCAUGCGCGGCGGCGCCGCCGUCCUCAACUUCCCCGCCGACCAGGUCCGCCGCUCGCUCGAGGGCGCGGGGGAAGACGUGCGCGGCCGCGCCCACGGGGUGUCGCCCGUGCUGGCGCUCAAGCGGCGGCACUCCAUGCGGAGCCGAAAGGCCACGGCGUCGUCGCCGUGCCGCAAAAUAGCCAAGUCCGCCCGUGGGCGGCCGGAGGGCGUGGCGAUGGAGCUGGAGGACCUUGGCGCGGAGUACCUCGAGGAACUGCUCGGCGCCGCCGACGGCAUGACGGCCUCGGCCUCCGGUUCAUGGCGCUCGAGCAAUCAUUCCAUCUGAUGCAAGAAGAGAGUUGGCAACGAUGGAUUGAUCGCCAUUUGUGUAGUUCUUUCUUCGGUCUCCCCUUCCCUGUUGCUGUUGCUGGUCGGGUCUCGUUCCAGAAUUUAGAUAGCUUCUGUAGGAUUGAGAAAAGGUUUGCUGUUUUUGUGACAAAUGUUUGGGUUUGAAUCCAGUCAAAAUGAAUGCAUGGUUGUAGAUAGUUC
Triticum aestivum (bread wheat) is the source of this 1057-nucleotide messenger RNA. RefSeq names its product ethylene-response factor C3-like. The coding region runs from base 15 to 854 and encodes 279 amino acids. NCBI's taxonomy places the organism in Eukaryota, Viridiplantae, Streptophyta, Magnoliopsida, Poales, Poaceae. Gene Ontology annotation, biological process: regulation of DNA-templated transcription; ethylene-activated signaling pathway. The record is from RefSeq and is a predicted model, not a curated record. The transcript has a single exon. Gene Ontology annotation, molecular function: DNA binding; DNA-binding transcription factor activity.